AAGUCUGGUACAAUGACAGUUGAUACUGCACUUGACCUGCUGCAAGCAGCAGCCGCUGAGAUUGAAGAAGAAUCAGAGGGGAUAGCGCAGAAAUUUCUAGCCGGUGAUAUUGAGGUAGACGAGUUCCUGGACCAGUUCUUGUCUCGAAGAAAAUUAAUGCACUUGCGUAAAGUAAAGGUAGAUAAACUACGAGAGAUAAUAAGAAAAGGACAUUCGAACAGCACUCCUGGUUAUCCUACAAUCGCGUCAAAUUUCCCUGGACUAGCACCCUCCAUACCGUACCCAACUGGACCAGUAGCUAUGCCGAUGCCAUUGCCAGGAUUACCAGUUUAUAGACCAUAUUAAUGUGAAAAGUUAUGUCAUGU
Messenger RNA from Trachymyrmex cornetzi, 365 nucleotides. It is a transcript of the gene Vps37B, whose product is annotated as vacuolar protein sorting 37B. Lineage: Eukaryota; Metazoa; Arthropoda; Insecta; Hymenoptera; Formicidae. Bases 13 to 345 code for a protein of 110 amino acids. Gene Ontology annotation, cellular component: ESCRT I complex. Gene Ontology annotation, biological process: protein targeting to vacuole; protein targeting to membrane; ubiquitin-dependent protein catabolic process via the multivesicular body sorting pathway. The transcript has 2 exons. The record is from RefSeq and is a predicted model, not a curated record.